Molecule: messenger RNA, 3623 nt
Organism: Neurospora tetraspora
Lineage: Eukaryota; Fungi; Ascomycota; Sordariomycetes; Sordariales; Sordariaceae
Exons: 4
Coding region: 145-3381 (1078 amino acids)
Biological process (GO): transmembrane transport
Cellular component (GO): membrane
Molecular function (GO): ABC-type transporter activity; ATP hydrolysis activity; ATP binding
Source: RefSeq, a predicted model, not a curated record
CCAGCGCGCCUGGUUGGAGUGUCUCUUCAACAACCCGACACCGACUUCCUCCCAAAUUCAGUCGAAUAACGACAACAACUUUACCUUCUUACGCCAGGCCAUCAACAGUGCCUUCACUCGAGGCCUGGGCUAUUUCCUACGAUCAUGGCGUUCGGGAUACCCCGCGCGCUCGCGCUCGCUGCGCUAUCGCUAUCAUGCGUUGCCUCAGCCUACCAGAACUACACGUCCAUCGAUAUGUUGCGAGCGCAAAUGGAACUGAUGGCUGAUCGACCCAAAGACUGUCCUCCAUGCUUCAACUGCAACCUUCCCAUGUACUCGUGUGGUCAAUUCGCAUCAUGUAGCGAGUACAGUGGCAAGUGUAUCUGUCCCGAUGGCUUUGGCGGCGACAACUGCUUAGAACCACUUUGCGGCUCACUUUCUCGAGGCCCCGAUCGACCGGUCCGCAAGGGCAAGUCUUGCGAAUGUGACGAUGGGUGGACAGGCAUCAAUUGCAAUGUCUGUACGAAUGAUAACGUCUGCAACGCCUUUACCGAAACUGGGGAUGGUGGCGUCUGCUAUACCGGCGGCGAGGUUGUCAAGCAAAACUACCAGAUCUGCGAUGUUACAAACAAGGCUAUUCGGGACCUUCUUGGAACCAAAGUCCCUCAGGUUACUUUCACCUGCAAGAAAGAAACCGGCGAAUGUGACUUCCAGUUCUGGGUCGAGGAACGCGAGUCGUUCAUGUGCCACCUGAGAGAAUGCGACUCGACUGCCAACUUUGACUUCGACAACGGAAAGAACACGACCUCAUACAAAUGCGAAAAGAUUCAAUGCGAGUGUAUUCCGGAUCGAAUGCUAUGCGGCGAACAUGGCUCCGUUGACAUUGGCGAUUUCCUGUCCGAGCAGAUCAAGGGCCCUGCGAGCUUCGAAUGCACUCAGAACACUGGUGAAGCAAAGAAGUGUGCCUUUAAGGAGCCCGAGAUGAACAAUCUCAUCAAUGAUGUGUUUGGCGACCAGAGCAUCCUUCUCACUUGCAGCGCUGGCGAGUGUCUCUACCACACCGAAGUACCCGGAUACACGCCUACCGUCCCCAAGAUCAACACGCCACUUAUCGCGGGUGUUAUUGCCGCCUGUGGGCUCUUCCUGGUUGCCGUUAUCCUGGGAACCUGGUACCUCUCCCGAAGAAAGUUCAAGUACGGCCCGAUUCACCUUGAUGACUCGGACGACGAGGCUAUCAAGCUUAUGACCGACCACAAGCCCGCUUCCCUCUAUUUCGAGAACGUUGUCUACAACCUAAACGGAAAAGAUAUUCUGUCUGGGAUCCAAGGCAUGGCUCAUCCGGGCGAAGUCACCGCCAUCAUGGGAGCGUCUGGAGCAGGAAAGACCACGUUCUUGGAUAUCCUUGCCCGGAAGAACAAGCGCGGCCAAGUAUCGGGAGACUUUUACAUCAACGGCGAAAAGGUUAGCGAUGCGGAGUACAAGAACGCCGUCGGCUUUGUUGACCAGGAGGACACCAUGUUGCCGACUUUGACCGUACACGAAACUAUUCUUAACAGCGCCCUGCUUCGCCUACCGAAAGACAUGACACGCGCCGCGAAGGAACAAAGAGUGAUUGAAGUCGAGAAGCAGUUGGGAAUUUACCAUAUCCGGGACUCCCUGAUUGGUUCCGAAGAAGGCAAAGGACGUGGCAUUUCCGGUGGAGAAAAGCGCAGAGUUGGCAUCGCUUGCGAGCUGGUCACCAGUCCUUCGAUCCUUUUCCUUGACGAGCCCACCAGUGGUCUUGACGCUUACAAUGCUUACAACGUUGUCGAAUGUCUCGUUACUCUGGCCAAGACAUACAAGAGAACCGUCAUUUUCACCAUCCAUCAACCGAGAUCCAACAUCGUCGCGCUGUUCGACCGGCUCAUUCUGUUGGCUCAAGGCAAGACCGUGUAUUCUGGACCUCUGCACCAAUGCCAGGAGUAUUUCGAUCAGAUCGGCUACACCUGCCCUCCUGGCUUCAACAUUGCCGAUUACCUGGUUGAUUUGACCAUGCACGCUGGAUCAACUACCUCUUACGACGAUGGUACACUGUCAGUUGAUGGGGUUAGUGUGGGACCCAGCAGUACUAGAGCUGUUAAGUCAAUCGCCAGCGUGUCUGGAGUUAGCAUCGGUGAUGACAGCCUGGUUGAAUCAUCCUCUUCCCGCCCUAGGAAUAAGCGCCGUGACUCGGUCAGACGCAGACAGGAGAGGGAGCUCUAUACGAGGCGCAAGCAAGCCGUUGAUACUGCUGUCUCCUCGGAUGCUGGAGACGAGAUUGGGGGUUACAAAUUGCAAAAGCAGCCACCGGUUACUCCUCUGCGGAGCAUGAACGAUGACCUCCACGACCUUCCCCCUCCUGCUGCUACUGGCACCGAUCUUGACGUCCUUAUUGAGUCGUAUGUCCAUUCCGACAUUGCUGCUAGUACCCAUGAUGAAAUCCAUCAGGCAAUCGCAGCUGCGGUGAACAGUAAUGGUCAAAAUGCCAACGGUUAUGUUGCAGAUGGGAACAUCUACACCGGUACAAUGGGUAAAGGUUAUGCUCGCGUGGGCUUGUUCCGACAGUUCGUUAUUCUGUCUCAGCGCACUUGGAAGAACCUGUACCGGAACCCGAUGUUGAUGUUGACUCAUUACGCGAUCGCAAUCCUGUUGGCCGUUUUCGCCGGCUACUUGUUCUACGGCUUGACCUUGGACAUUGCGGGUUUCCAGAACAGGCUUGGCCUCUUCUUCUUCGUCCUCGCUCUGUUUGGUUUCAGCACUCUCACGAGCUUGGGUGUUUUCUCCCAGGAGAGGUUGCUGUUUGUACGCGAGAGGGCGAAUGGCUACUAUUCGCCUGUUACCUAUUUCGCCGCCAAGGUCUUGUUCGACAUUGUUCCCCUGAGAAUCAUUCCACCCAUCCUGCUUGGCGCCAUUAUCUACCCGAUGACUGGUCUCGUCGCCGACUACCAGCGGUUUUUCGUCUUUAUCCUGGUCUUGGUCCUCUUCAACCUGGCCGCUGCAGCCAUUUGCCUGUUCAUUGGCAUCGUUUGCAAGGACGGAGGUGUGGCCAAUCUGAUUGGUAGCUUGGUUAUGCUCUUCAGUCUUCUCUUUGCCGGUCUGUUGCUCAACCAUAACGCCAUUCCGGCUGCGGCGCUUUGGCUCCAGUGGCUCUCUAUCUUCCACUACGGCUUCGAGGCUCUGAUUGUCAACGAGGUUACUCAGCUCACCCUCGUUGACCACAAAUACGGUCUUGAUAUCACUGUUCCUGGCGCCACGAUCUUGACCACUUUUGGCUUUGACAACUCGGCAAUGUGGAGGGAUAUCAUGAACCUAGGUCUCUUUGGCAUGACUUUUAUCAUUCUUGCUUAUGGUGCUAUGCACAUUCUCCUUGUUGAGAAGAGGUAACGCGGUGAUAGAAGACCUGGAGGAUGUAGCAACCGUUAUUAGACCGGCGUGUAUGACGCGUUGACUCUGAUAGAUAGAUGUCAUACUGUACCCCUGUUUUUCUUUGUUUGUACGGCGUUUUCUUCAUGAUGGACAUAAUGGAAUGGUUUCUUGGAAAUAUUUGGUUGACACUGGCGUAUUGGGUCAUGGGCAUCAUCGUACUAUUUAGGCAACAAAUAAAGCGUGUUCUGAAAACCAGCGGU